Molecule: messenger RNA, 241 nt
Organism: Nematocida parisii ERTm1
Lineage: Eukaryota; Fungi; Microsporidia
Exons: 1
Coding region: 5-241 (78 amino acids)
Source: RefSeq, a predicted model, not a curated record
AACUAUGUCUGUUAUACCAACUAACUUGGUGUGCAAAGCCUGCAAUUCGCACAGCAUAAGUACAGCAGGGCAUGCACGAAUUUUCAUCUAUAUUCCUAGUUGUAAUACAGUGCAUGCGCCUAAAUGCUUAUAUGCAAUUCGCACUCUGCUAUUAUGUAAGACUAUUAUAGACCAGCUCCAAAAAUUAAAGAGUAAUAUAAAAUUAGAAAUAAGAUCUGUCCUUUUAACGAUGGUUAUAUAA